This is a messenger RNA of Sinocyclocheilus grahami, 1426 nucleotides long. RefSeq names its product N-chimaerin. The coding region runs from base 289 to 1293 and encodes 334 amino acids. Gene Ontology annotation, biological process: signal transduction; positive regulation of GTPase activity. The transcript has 7 exons. Gene Ontology annotation, molecular function: GTPase activator activity. NCBI's taxonomy places the organism in Eukaryota, Metazoa, Chordata, Actinopteri, Cypriniformes, Cyprinidae. The record is from RefSeq and is a predicted model, not a curated record.
UUGAGGCAGCGUUCCAGAGAGGAUAUCUGCUGCUCACAGGCAGGACGGGAUUAACUCAACAACUCAUCUCAUCUGCAUAUAGAUGCUCAGGGAGAGCCAGACGCAGGGUCUUCACACACUCAGGGCUUCAUACACUCGCUGGAGAAACUCGAUUUGGACUAAUUGGACGUUCACAUUGCUGGUUUGUUUUGGCAGAAGAUGUAGUAGAGUCUGAUAGGAGACCUCGGAGCUGUGUAAAGUUUAUUUAGUCGGUGUGUUUGGUGUGGAGUCGCUCCUCAAGCGUGCGAGAUGCCGUCUCGCGAGUCCUAUGUUCUCCGUAAGGAGGAGAAGUCUCUGGUGCACAAGGCCAAGGCAGAGGGCAAGGAGCAGGGGAUGGUGGCCGCUGCUCUGGGGAUGAAGAUGAGUCCUCAGAAACCUCCGGCCACUCUCUGGCAACCUCUCAAACUCUUUGCUUAUUCGCAGCUCACGUCGCUGGUCCGUCGAGCCACGCUGAAGGAGAGCGAGCGGGCGCCCAAGUACGAGAAAGUCCACAACUUCAAGGUGCACACCUUCAGAGGGCCACACUGGUGUGAGUACUGUGCCAACUUCAUGUGGGGACUCAUCGCUCAGGGAGUCAAAUGUGCAGAUUGUGGGUUGAAUGUCCAUAAGCAGUGCUCGAAGAUGGUGCCCAACGACUGCAAGCCGGACCUGAAGCAUGUGAAGAAGGUUUACAGCUGUGAUCUCACCACACUGGUCAAGGCUCAUAACGCUACACGACCCAUGGUGGUGGACAUGUGCAUACGAGAGAUCGAAGCACGAGGUUUGAAGUCGGAGGGUCUCUAUCGAAUCUCUGGGUUCAGCGACUUAAUUGAAGAUGUGAAGUUAGCGUUUGACAGAGAUGGAGAGAAAGCAGACAUCUCCGUAAACGUCUAUGAAGACAUCAACGUCCUCACAGGUGCUCUUAAACUCUACUUCAGGGACCUGCCGAUCCCCGUCAUCACGUACGACGCAUAUCCGCGCUUCAUCGAGGCUGCCAAGCUGACAGACCCAGAUCAGCGUUUGGAAGCUCUGCAUGAAGCUCUGAAGCAGCUGCCUCCUGCUCACUGCGAGACACUGCGAUAUCUCAUGGCACAUUUAAAGAGGGUAACUCAGAACGAGAAGGAUAACCUGAUGAACGCUGAGAAUCUCGGGAUUGUCUUCGGGCCGACUUUAAUGCGGGCGCCCGAUCUGGACGCCAUGACGGCUCUGAACGACAUCCGCUACCAGAGACAGGUGCUGGAGUUACUCAUCAAGAAUGAAGACAUCCUCUUCUAGCGUCACGCUGACGUGAAUGAACCUCUGUGCUGUUUACCGCAGCUUCUGCUCUGACUCGCUCUGGACUUGAAUAUGAAGGACUCUUGUAUGAUAGUAAAUUUUUGGGAGCAGUACUUACUAACACUUCUCCCUG